ACGGCGAGACCCCCAAACGCGCACGCAGAGAGAGAGUCGUGCAUAUAAAUGGCGAGAGAGAAACUGUAGAGAAUUUUUUUCUUUCCUUCUUCUUCUUCUUCUUCUCUCUACUCACCCGCUCUAAACCUAACCCUAGUGCUGCUGGUGUUGAACCCGAACUUAAUCGCACUCUCAGUUUGUUAGAUCCAACCAAGUUGAAGGAGCCGCCGAGAUCUCUAUCUGGGUUUUCUAGGGUUUGAUUGCCUAUGAAUUUGGUGUGCUGAGGCCCGGGGAGAGGGGGGGAAGAAUCUAAAACCUAGGUUUUGUGCCGAUGGAGCCGCGAGUGGGGAACAAGUAUCGGUUAGGUCGGAAGAUAGGCAGUGGAUCCUUUGGAGAGAUCUACCUUGGGACUAAUAUUCAGACUAAUGAAGAGGUGGCAAUUAAGCUAGAAAAUGUGAAGACAAAACAUCCUCAACUGCUGUAUGAGUCGAAGUUGUACAGAAUUUUACAGGGCGGAACUGGGAUACCAAAUGUAAGAUGGUUUGGUGUGGAAGGAGACUACAAUGUUCUAGUUAUGGACUUGCUUGGGCCCAGUCUUGAAGAUCUAUUCAAUUUUUGCAGUAGGAAACUUUCUCUGAAGACAGUUCUCAUGCUUGCUGAUCAAAUGAUCAAUCGUGUCGAAUUCGUCCACUCAAAAUCAUUUUUACAUCGUGAUAUCAAGCCAGAUAAUUUCCUCAUGGGCUUGGGAAGGCGAGCAAAUCAGGUUUACAUCAUUGAUUUUGGUCUGGCAAAGAAAUAUAGAGACAGUUCAACUCACCAACAUAUUCCUUACAGGGAGAACAAAAAUUUGACUGGAACAGCACGAUAUGCCAGUAUGAAUACUCACCUGGGUAUAGAACAAAGCAGGAGAGAUGAUUUGGAAUCUCUUGGAUUUGUCCUGAUGUACUUCUUAAGAGGAAGCCUUCCAUGGCAAGGACUAAAAGCAGGAACUAAGAAACAAAAAUAUGAGAAAAUAAGUGAGAAGAAGGUUUCGACUUCUAUUGAGGCAUUGUGCCGAGGUUAUCCAACUGAAUUUGCAUCAUACUUCCACUAUUGUCGUUCACUGCGGUUUGAGGAUAAACCAGAUUAUGCCUAUCUUAAGAGAAUAUUUCGUGAUCUCUUCAUUCGCGAAGGUUUCCAAUUUGACUAUGUUUUUGAUUGGACUAUUUUGAAGUAUCAGCAGUCGCAGAUGGCAGCUCCUCCUUCUCGGGCUCUUGGCCCAAACGCUGGGACGAGCUCAGGACUGCCCCCUGCAGUUCCCAGUGGUGAACGGCUGCCAGGUGAGGAAGAGGGAAGGCAAGCAGGCACUUCAGCAGAUCCUUCCAGGAGGAGGAGUUCUGGACAACUCGUAAAUGCUGGAAGCUUAUCUAGACAGAAAAGUCCAGCUGCAAAUGAUUCAGCAAGCAAGGAUGCUAUGCUCUCUAGCUCUACCUUCUUCGGAAGGUCUAGUGGAACACUCAGACGGACUGCUGUUUCUGGAAGCCGUGAAACUUUCACUUUGGGAAAUGAUUCUGAGCCUACUCGUUCUCGCACCCCUGAGGCUAGUCCAGCUACUGUAAACAAAAUAUCCAGUGGACAGAGAACCUCACCCCUUGGUGGAUCCUCCGAACCAAAACAUACUUCUUCCGGGAGGAACAAUACUAGCAUAAAGAAUUAUGAUUCUGCAAUAAAGGGUAUUGAGAGUUUGCAUUUCGACGAUGAAGAAAGGUUCCAUUGAAUGCAUGCUUUAUCACAUUCCUGUAAAUCAUCAAUUUGUGUGAUAGACAUGAGAGAAGAUUUAACGCUCUUGGAUAAUUCUCUCUGGUGAAGACGUGAAUCCAAAUUCAAGAAAUCUUGUUGGCAUUUGUGCUCGUGGGGAUAUAUAACUGAAAAACUUGAGUGGAUUGUAGGGUUGUCCAUUCAACUGAGUUGUGGUGUGGGUCUUUUAUUCCAUGUGCCCUUCUUUCCUUACUCUGGGUAUCCUAUUUCUGCCUAGUCUUGGGUGUUCCUGAAUUUGUAAAAUUGGCCACUGUAAUACUGGCUUUUCACAGUAUUAUUUACCAGUUCAGAACAUUUUCAAGUUUAGGCAACUGGUUCCAAAUAUUCACUUUUUAUUGUAAUCUUGUUUAAAUAUUUCAUUUAGCUAAAGAGCUGUUUUCACU
Sesamum indicum (sesame) is the source of this 2159-nucleotide messenger RNA. Its product is annotated as casein kinase 1-like protein 2. Gene Ontology annotation, biological process: protein phosphorylation. Lineage: Eukaryota; Viridiplantae; Streptophyta; Magnoliopsida; Lamiales; Pedaliaceae. Gene Ontology annotation, molecular function: protein kinase activity; ATP binding. The record is from RefSeq and is a predicted model, not a curated record.